This is a messenger RNA of Centropristis striata (black sea bass), 1807 nucleotides long. It is a transcript of the gene mettl17, whose product is annotated as methyltransferase like 17. Gene Ontology annotation, molecular function: methyltransferase activity; structural constituent of ribosome. Bases 261 to 1643 code for a protein of 460 amino acids. NCBI's taxonomy places the organism in Eukaryota, Metazoa, Chordata, Actinopteri, Perciformes, Serranidae. The transcript is spliced from 14 exons. The record is from RefSeq and is a predicted model, not a curated record. Gene Ontology annotation, biological process: translation. Gene Ontology annotation, cellular component: mitochondrial small ribosomal subunit.
GUCCUAAAAUUAAAGUUUUUAAGAAGUAAGCCAUAUGUUGCCGUACUCGCAAACGAGGGCAGAGUAAGCACUCUUGUCUCUUUCUCUACUAGUGGGAACAGAACUUCGGCACAUAAAGGUUCCGCCUUAUCCGGCAGUCGGAAUUAUUUUGUCGAUGGCUUGCUGAAAAAAUUCUAACGUGCCUCCAUGAAGCUUACCAAAGACUAGAUGAAAAACAAAGUGAUUUAAACACUAUAAUUCAUCCUUUACGCCCUUAAAAUAUGGCUUUACGGAAAUUUAGCGCUUGUGUCCUCUGUCAGAGGGCGGUUAUGGUGAAGAUCAUGAGCAGGGGAGUGAGUGCAGCUGCACACCCACAGCCCCAGGUAGAUUUCCUAAAAGGAGAAUCACACAGGAAGCACCCCGGUGUGACCAACCUGAAAACUCUGCGCCUUCCUGACCAGCUGCAGACGGCUGCACGGUCCAUUAUUGACAGAGCUCAGGUGUUUCAGCUGACUGAACGCGCUCAUACUCUCACAAACUUCCUGUGGAGCAGAAAACGAUCAAUCGAUGAUUCGACUCUGAGGAAGAAAGCUGUGAGCAUUGAGAAAGUACUCUGGGAGAAGGCGAUGGAGAAGAGAGGAGAUAUUGAUGAACAAUUGCUGGAAGACCGCAUCAGGAGAAAAGUUCUUUCAGAGCUCAAAAGAACCACGCAUCGCUGGACUGCCAUGAAAUAUGAUGAGGAGGUCAGUGUGGUGUACAUGGUGGCUCGGCUGGCUGGGGGCUAUGCAGCAGUGAGGAGAGCUAUGAAUGAGAUAAAAAAGAGGGACCCCUCGUUUGCUCCUCACUCUCUCCUGGAUUUUGGAUCAGGGCUGGGAACAGUUGUCUGGGCGUCACACUCGUGCUGGGGCGACACUCUGAAGGAGAUGGUGUGUGUGGACAGCUCAGGGGCGAUGAACAAUCUGGCAGAACGACUCCUCAAAGGUGAUGAUGAAGGAGUUGAACCGCACAUCAAACAUGUUUAUUUCAGACAGUUCCUCCCUGUCUCUCCUAAGGUGCAGUUCGACUUGGUGGUUUCAGCUUUCACCCUGUCAGAGCUUCUCAGUGUGAAGGAGCGAGAGGAUGCAGUGUUGACUCUGUGGAGAAAGACAAGCUCGUACCUGGUGCUUGUAGAAAAUGGAACUAAAGAGGGCCAUCAGAUGCUGAUGGAGGCCAGAGAUACUAUAUUAAAGAAACAAGACAAGACGGUCCAUGACCCAAGACCAGCGUCAGUGUUCGCUCCGUGUCCUCACAAUCUGACGUGUCCUAAACUGACCAGUGAGCGCAACACACCUUGUAACUUCCAGCAGAUGUACCACCCUCUGCCUCUGCCCGGGCACAAUGGCCAGCAGACGGAGAAGUUCAGCUACGUGAUUCUGAGUCGGUCGGGACCAGCGGAGGCGGGAACUGAAGGUGUGGACUGGGCACGGUUGAUUGCACCGGUGCAGCGCAGAACACGACACGUCCACUGUCGAAUGUGCUGCCCGGAUGGACAACUACAACAUCUGGUGGUGACGGCACGAAAACACAACAGAGAUGUGUACCGCUGUGCCCGGAACAGCGACUGGGGAGAUCAACAGCCGAUAAUUCAGAGCAUGGAGGAAGACUUUGAGAGUGAUUCAGAAUGAUGAUUCAGCGAGGAAGAGACGCAUUCUUUAUACUUUUGGAACAAAACUGAGAUAAGACUUCAGUCCAAGGACUCACCAGCUUGAAGUUGAACAGAACAUCAGUAUUUUCUAUCAGAACUGUGACAGACUCAUUCGACAACCUGAUUAAAUCAAUGAAAAGUCAA